This is a messenger RNA of Linum trigynum, 4810 nucleotides long. The record is from the annotation of a GenBank genome assembly. Lineage: Eukaryota; Viridiplantae; Streptophyta; Magnoliopsida; Malpighiales; Linaceae.
AAAAAAGGUAAUAAAAAGUGUUUUUCUUUUGACCUUGUUAGCUUUUGAUUCGGAGUAUCCGACUAAGCCUCAAUGGCUUGUUUAAGUCCAUUCGGUGGAGCUUAGUUGUCCUCCAGUAUGGGCGCUUGUGUGUUUGUUUGUUUUUGCAGGGGCACAUAGUUUUCCCUUGACCAUGCAAGCAUCCAUCCAUUAUGAUUCAAUCUCGUGAUGUGGCGCAUGCGACAGGUGGAGCGAUCUUGGAAGAGAUUUGUUUGGCUGCUCCAUCAUUUGCUUUCUUUUUUUUGCAUUUGUACUCCUAGGUGUACAAUAGAGCUGCCCAUUUUGUAGCUUUUAUGGCUCUUUCAUCGACAGUUCGAGUAGUUGUCGACUGUCGCGUUUGAUUGCUAAGUGUCCUGUAAUAUCUAUACUUUACCCUAUCUAUGAAAAAAAAAAAAAAAAAGUUGGUGGUUAAUUGACAAUGAGAUGGUUUAUAGUUAACAGGUUGGCAGUUUUUAACCGCGCGCACAGAACAAACCUCAUCAUCUCAAAAACUCUUUUCCCCCUUUAAUUUCGUGCUGUGUUUUCUUUAACCAAACAAAAAGCAAUCCAAAGCCAAGCCCAAGGAAGAGAGAGAGAGAAGGAAAGAGGGGCAUCCGAAUAAUCCGCGAGCUAGCCACUUGUAUAUUCCCUCUUUCUUUCUCCUCCUCUUCUUCUUCUUCUGUUCCCCUUUCCCUUCUCCGACCGUCUUCCUUCCUCCUCCCUUUUUUGACCAACCGGAAGUCAACCUCAAUUCCUCCCCUUCCUCCGCCUCCUCCUCCGCCUCCUUCCGCCGCUCAGGUACGCCCUUCCGAUCCAUCGCCUCCGAUUUCCCUGCAAUCAUCCAUCUCUUCCUGCUAUCAAUUCUCCCUCCCUCCCUCUCUCUCUCUUCCUCCUUUGUUUUGUUUCGCCGUUUCCUGCUUGAAUUCGCACGCAUCAUAUACCGUUUUCUUGCGGUCAUCGUCUUGAUUAUUGCGCUUAAUCGGGUGAAAAUCAUUGGGCUAAGGUUCGGAGCUUUUGGUGUUCGUUUUGAUGAGCUCGGAUGCUUCUGAUUAGACUAAUUUGGUUCCCUACCUAUGGCAUAGAUCUUACCUUGAUGCUGGGGAAACGCUGGGAUUCGGUUUCUUUCGGCUUUGUUUUAUUGUUAUUUUCGCUCUGGUAGGGGAGAAGAGAGAAGAAGGGGCGGGGGUUGGGGAGCUGGGAGAGAGUACAUUGUUCCGAUUCGAUUUCAACGUUUCAAAUUCAUCCCCCGGUACUAGGAAGAACCAUGAUGAUCUCUGGAUUUGGCAUUUGAUGAACUCUGUCCAGCCCUGUGUUUGUGAGGGAAUUGUUAGGGCUUUGCAUGCAUGUGCAAAUGAGAUUACAUAGAACUAAGAAUUUGUGCUUACUGAGAUGCUGGGGACUCGUUGCUUGUGACGCAUUUAUGGUAAAAAUGUUGGUACAGAAGGGAGAAAAUGUGUACUGUUGUUAUUGUUUGGGAGAUUCAACAUAGGGUGAAGCUCCUGUUCAAGAUCUGCUCGCUAUAGAUAUCUUGCUGCUUUCCUUAUUUGGACGUGUUAAAGCUUUCUUGACUGAAAGUUAUGCACAGGUGGUGCUGUGAGACUGGUUUCUUGUCUGGGACGAACAAAUUUAGAUUAAUUUGGGGUUCCCUUUUUCAGAUUUUUUAGAUUUUAUUAUGCGCUCUCCAAAAAAAAUUUCUUAUUGAACUUCAGAAAUCUAUAAAUUGUUGCCACAGGAUUCCUGCUUGUAUAGCUGUUCCUGAACACUUGGUAUCUGGUUACGUUAUCUCCAUUGUUACUGUUUUUGUUAUGUUGAUUAUAUUUGAGCUACAAUGAAGGCCGGCUCUCUUUGUGAUCAUUGUUUUAUGCUCUUCUUAGUUUAAGUGACAUUUUGGGUCUUCAAGGUACUGUAAAUACCAGUAUUCCCCUUAUGGAAGUAACAUCAAGUUCAGAUUUGACGUCUUAGUCUCUCAUGCAGUCAUAUAAUCCUAGAAUUUUUUUUAGCUUCGUUUCUCAGGAUAAGUUCUGCAGCAUAAUCAGACUCUGGCAAUCUUGUUUCAAGUUCUAGCAAACUGUGAAAUGUGGAGAUAAAUGAACUUUUUGCUCUCGAAGUGCCUCUUUGUUUCUUGCUCUUUGAAAUAACCGUGAAACAGUCAGAUAUUGAACAUGGUUUGGGCAUUGGUUGUUGCAAUGAAACAAGAGGAGACUGAAAAGCAAAUGAACCAUCAUGUGUGCAAUGAAUUUCCCCUGAACACCUCCGUAUGUCUUCUUGUGCUUCAUAAUUCUACAGAGCCUGGACUGUGGUUUUAGAGAUAGUCACAUGUGACACUCCCUAAGAACUUAGUUGUGGAUAAGUUUUCAUCUUUAUGUUUAGCUUCUAUUUCAUGAUUUAUUUAGCUAUAUUUGUGCAUUCAAAGUAACAACAAUCAUGAAACAGCAUCCUCUGUAAACGCAACGAUGGACUUUAUUUGGGUUUCCUUUUGCUUGUAGGUUGGAUUGCAUUGAGCACUCGGACUUGAAGACAUCAGUUUAUGUGAAGGCCAAUGGGGGACAGACACUUCUCAAACACAUCAAAUUUCUUUGAGAGAGAUAGGGGAUGGGGCGAAAGAGAUGUAGCUGCUGGAAGGUCCUUUUUAUAUGCAGGAAGGGCUGUCACUCCUGAAAGCGUUUCUUAUGUAUACCCAUCUGGUAACAUCCUGACAAGUGGACUCAACUGUGCCUCUCAGCAUACCUGGGGAAGCGGAUCAGUUGAGCAUUCGUCGACAAAUAGGUUAGAAGGUGGUCCACAAGUUCAUGGGCACCACUCUGCCUCACAUGAUACCUUGCCUCAGUUUGCAAGUGAGGGAAGCUUUCCUCUGGAACCCGAGGUUAAUGCUACCAGUGGCCCUAAUCAUUAUAAUGGUCAGAUUAUGCACGAAGUCAAUGGUGGUUUGGUAGAUUAUACGACGGCCACAGGGAGAGGCCGUUCGAAAAGGAAAAUUCCUAGCUUUAUUCCACCAUGCGAAUUGGGUAGCACUCCAGUAUUUUAUGGCGCAGGAAGUUCCUCUUCCCAGCCAAACGGGCUUCAGCUGGGUAGCACGCCUUCAGAUUAUAGUAGACCUUUCCCUUCCAACUCGUUUCACUUGCCUCCUCCACAUGGUGUUGGCAGUUUGACAAUUGGAGGUGAAGACUCUGGGAGUAACCCGAGAAGCAGACCUGUAGUUGAUUCGGAGCCUAACCCAAGCAGAAGCUAUUUUCAAAAUUACACCCCUGGUCCAAAUGGUCCAACCUCUCACCUUCCAAACCAUGGGACAAUGAAUGUCCAUAGCAUAAAUAACAAUCCACCUGCUUAUGGGCAGAGUCAUAUUGGCAUUUCUCCAGCCGCUCAAGCUGGGUUUCAACAAGUAUCAGCAAAUAACACCAUGGGCCAUGAGAUAAGUCCAUAUUAUGCUGGAGGAGGGAAUGCAGCAGAUGCUAGUAGGUAUCAGCACCACCUCCAUGAAUCCAUCUUGAGCAGAAAUCCCAUUUCACCUCCACAGUAUUUUCAUGGUCUACCUGCCCUUGCUGUAAAUGAGGAUCAUGCAAACUACUAUCAAAGAGCCUUACCUAGUUCCCAGAGAACUAAUGUAAUAUCCUUGCACACGGGGCAAGGUGCAGCAACAACAGCAAUUUCGGGAAUGAGUCAUCAGCCAAUUGUUUCAGAAAGUUAUCCUUCGAGAUUUGCUAGACCCUUUCUAACCAGAGGCUGGCAUCACAACAACCAUAGGGAAGGAAGGUCCAGCAGGAUGCUCGAGAGAUUGCACUUACACACAAAUGCUGUUGAUUCACAAGACAGAAUGGGGGGCGAGCCUUUCAUGGUGUUUGAUGGCUCAUAUUUAUAUGGUUCCAGAAACAUGUAUGAUCAAUAUGGGGACAUGAGGUUAGACGUGGACAACAUGAGCUAUGAGGAGCUACUUGCCUUAGGAGAUAGCAUAGGGAACGUCAACACUGGGUUAUCUGAAAACGUGGUAUCAAACUGCUUGUUGGAGAAGAAGUACUCGAGUUCAGACAUAAACGCAGAAGAGACAUGUUCUAUCUGCCUCGAAGAGUACAAGAAGACGAGCAGGAUUGGGAAGUUGAAAAAAUGUGGGCACAACUAUCACAUAGGCUGCAUCAAGAAGUGGCUGUCUAUGAAGAACUCCUGCCCCAUCUGCAAAGGACCAGCAGCCCAUCUAGCCGGUCCGGAUCAAGAAUGACGUCGGCUGGCCCCGGUCUCAUGCAGAGAUAAUAAUCCUUCUUAUCUUAGUAAUUGUUUGUAAAUAUGUUGCACAGACAGAUAUGGGGAUUUGAAAUCAACUCUUUCCUCCUCUCAGUCCAUAAUUUGAUUACAUUCUUGAAACAGAACGAUAUCCCGCUUGUAUAUGUAGGAGUAGAUGUGCACUGAAAACGGGUCCAAAAAGCUAUUCCAGAGCUUUUUUUAAUUACCUCUUGGGACAACUGCUGCUGCUGCUCAGUGGCUACUAGACCCCAACAAGGAAACAUGUUCUGUUUGUUGUGUUGAUGGCAGUUUUUUUUGUAAGUAAAAAUGUUUGAGUUCCCUUGUACAAGAUAGAAAGAAGGGAUCUGCAUUGAUAUUUGGUAGAUGUACAAUAAAGCUUCUGCUGCUUCGUAUGGGGCGGCUUGUCGGCGGUGCCUAUUAUUUGUGCAAAAUUACAGUAGGAGAGAAUACUGAAUCAAUUUGAAGGAAGUUAAAAGCAAUCAAAAGACGAGAGAGGAGGGCACAUAAGAUUUGAAGAAUUUUACAUAAUCUUUUUCACAAAUCAAAUGCUCAUUGUAAG